Neopelma chrysocephalum (saffron-crested tyrant-manakin) is the source of this 2556-nucleotide messenger RNA. RefSeq names its product tetratricopeptide repeat domain 30B (gene IFT70B). Gene Ontology annotation, biological process: intraciliary transport. The transcript has a single exon. The coding region runs from base 61 to 2061 and encodes 666 amino acids. Gene Ontology annotation, cellular component: intraciliary transport particle B; axonemal microtubule. NCBI's taxonomy places the organism in Eukaryota, Metazoa, Chordata, Aves, Passeriformes, Pipridae. Gene Ontology annotation, molecular function: intraciliary transport particle B binding; protein binding. The record is from RefSeq and is a predicted model, not a curated record.
CGUUGCCAUGGCAGCGAGGGCUCCGCUUCCGCCCCCGUCGCGGCGGUGCCGGUGCCGGCCAUGGAGGCCGCACCGGUGCCCGACGGGCAGCACACGGCCGUGGUGUACGGGCUGAUCGGAGGCGGGCGCUACGCGGAGGCGGUGUCGCUGCUGAGCCGCGGGCUGCAGAAGAGCAGCCGCUCCCGUGGCUGCCUCUCACUGCUGGGCUACUGCCACUACCAGCUGCAGGAGUUCGCGGCGGCGGCCGAGUGCUACGAGCAGCUGUCGGCGCUGCACCCGCAGCUGGCCCCGUACCGGCUGUGCCACGCGCAGGCCCUCUACAAGGCCGGGCUGUUUGCCGAGGCCCUGCGCGCCGCCAGCCCGCUGCUGGACGUGCCCGCCUUCCAGCGCCGGGCCCUGCGGCUCCAGGCCGCUGUGCACUAUGCCCAGGGCGACCUCCCGGCGGCACAGAGCCUGGUGGAGGAGGAGCUGGCCGCCGCCGCUGAUGGCGGCCCCGGCGCAGCCGAGGAGCCCUCGGAGCGGGCCGAUGCCGAGGUGAACCUGGGCUGCCUGCUGUACCGGCAGGGCCGGCACGAGGAGGCCAGCGGCAAGUUCGGCAGCGCCAUGCAGGUGCUGGGGUACUGCCCGGAGCUGUCCUACAACAUGGCGCUGUGCUCCUACGCCGCCAAGCAGUACCCGGCCGCCCUCAAGUACAUCUCCGACAUCAUCAAGCACGGCAUCCACCAGCACCCCGAGCUCAGCGUGGGCAUGACCACCGAGGGCAUCGACGUCCGCAGCGUGGGCAACACGCUGCUCCUGCACCGCACGGCCCUGGUGGAGGCCUUCAACCUCAAGGCAGCCAUCGAGUACCAGCUGCGCAACCUGCGGGCGGCCCAGGAGGCACUCACUGACAUGCCCCCGAGGGCCGAGGAGGAGCUGGAUCCUGUCACGCUGCACAACCAAGCACUGAUGAACAUGGACAGCCAGCCCACUGAAGGGUUUGGGAAGCUGCAGUUUCUCCUCCUGCAGAACCCCUGUCCGCCAGAAACUUUUGGUAACUUGCUACUCCUCUAUUGCAAGCAUCAGUACUACGAUCUGGCAGCUGAUGUGCUGGCGGAGAAUACCCAUCUGACUUACAAACUGCUCACACCUUACUUGUACAACUUCUUGGAUGCCAUUAUCACUUGUCAAACUGCCCCUGAGGAGGCUUUCCACAAGUUAGAUGAUUUAGCAGGGACAAUGACUGAGCAGCUGAGAAAACUCACGAAGCAGGUACAGGAAGCUAGGCAAAACUGGGAUGAUGAAGCUCUUAAAAAGGCAGUUAAUGAGUAUGAUGAGACUCUGGAUAAAUAUGUACCUGUCUUGAUGGCCCAAGCAAAGAUUUACUGGGACAUGAAGAACUACACAAUGGUAGAAAAGAUCUUCCGCAAAUCAGUGGAGUUCUGCAAGGAACACGAGGUGUGGAAGCUCAACGUGGCUCAUGUGCUCUUCAUGCAAGAGAACAAGUACAAAGAGGCUAUCAGCUUCUAUGAGCCAAUAGUUAAGAAGCACUAUGACAACAUCCUCAAUGUCAGUGCCAUUGUGUUAGCCAACCUCUGUGUUUCCUACAUCCUGACAAGCCAGAAUGAAGAUGCAGAGGAACUAAUGAGGAAGAUUGAGAAAGCAGAAGAGCAGCUGUCCUAUGACAAUCCUGAUAAAAACACCUACCAUCUUUGCAUUGUCAAUCUGGUCAUUGGUACCCUCUACUGUGUGAAGGGAAACUAUGACUUUGGUAUUUCAAGGAUCAUUAAAAGUCUGGAGCCGUAUAACAAAAAGCUGAGCACUGACACAUGGUACUACGCCAAGCGGUGUUUCCUGUCCCUGCUGGAGAACAUGUCCAAGCACAUGAUCAUGCUGCGUGACAGCGUCAUCCAGGAGUGUGUUCAGUUCCUGAAGCAGUGCGAGCUGUAUGGGAGAAACAUCCCAGCUGUCAUUGAGCACCCCCUGGAAGAGAGUAGGAUGCACAGUGGGAAAAACACAGUCACCUACGAAGCCCGGCUUUUGAGGGCUCUGAUGUAUAAGAUCAUUGGGUGGGCUGAGUAAAUGGUGUUAACUGGACAGCAGAAAUGAGAACUUGUGAGGUGAUACUCACGCUUGCAAAAAUCUUUAAAGAUUUUGUGCUGUAUUUUAGCAGCAUUCAGUGGAAAAUAGAAUAUUUUCAUUAAAUUAACCUGCAUCAAAUAAUUAGGGGCAUUCUCAGUAACCUGUCACGUUAAAUGCAGUUUAGGAUGUGUCGACCAAGAAUGUCAUUAUAGAAAUAUCAUAGAGUUUUCACCUGUAAGACAGUAUUUUAUCCUUCUGAAAUUUUGACCAAGUUUCUUUUCAUUGGUUGAUGGUUAAAAAAAAAAGUGUUGUCUGUCUCUUCUAGCACAGAGUUUGAAGAAACAGUUGUUUUCAUUCUGUAAUUUGUGUCUAUGUGUGAAAUGUUUCUUUAUUCUACUUUUGCAAGGUAUUUUUAAUAUUUUGCAGACCACGUUGAUUGUAUAUUUGAACACAAGACAUGGCUUUAUAUUAAAAAAUCAGUUCUACAAACAUGAA